Talaromyces marneffei is the source of this 2703-nucleotide messenger RNA. RefSeq lists its product as uncharacterized. Gene Ontology annotation, biological process: regulation of DNA-templated transcription. The record is from RefSeq and is a predicted model, not a curated record. Gene Ontology annotation, molecular function: histone H3K36 methyltransferase activity; protein binding. The transcript is spliced from 4 exons. Lineage: Eukaryota; Fungi; Ascomycota; Eurotiomycetes; Eurotiales; Trichocomaceae. Bases 1 to 2703 code for a protein of 900 amino acids. Gene Ontology annotation, cellular component: chromatin; chromosome; nucleus.
AUGCCUUCCGGUGACGAUGUAAACACCAAUCUGGACUCUUCGCGAGUCGCGUCUGAGGAACUUCUGAAUGGAGGCUCUCGCACUAUCAAGACCGAGGCUGAAGGUGAUGCGGGCGCCCUUGGUUCACCGAUGAGCAUGGAAAUUACCGACAGGAUCAAGAAGGCACCCACGCCCGCCAAUGCAUCUUCAUCUUCAUCUUCGCCAUCGUCUGUUAUCAAAACGCCUAGUCAGAGCCACUCACCUCUGAAAAUGGAGGCUGAUGGUGACGAGAAAAUGAGCGAUCUCAAGACUAGUAGUAUUGGGGGCGAGAUCACGCUCAAACAAGAGCCUGGUAAGCCACCAAAACUAGCUCGCAGCUCGUCUCAGAAGGUCAUUGCCCGUCCACCUCAAUUGUUCAGUCAUUUACAAGACAGCGUCAAUGAGGCUCGUCAAACAUUUGAAGUCAUCGAUGAUUGUAUCUAUGGUAGCAAGUACAUGGGCCAUACAGAGCACGCCAUGGAAUGUGACUGUUCUGAAGAAUGGGAUGGAAAGAUCAAUCAUGCCUGUGGAGAAGACUCAGACUGCAUCAACCGAGCAACAAGAAUAGAAUGCUUGAAUGAUUGUAGCUGUGGUCAAGACUGCCAAAACCAGCGGUUCCAACGAAAAGAGUAUGCAAAUGUUACUGUUAUCAAAACAGCCAAGAAAGGCUUUGGCCUUCGCGCAGAGUCUGAUAUCCAACCUCACCAAUUCAUCUACGAGUAUAUCGGCGAAGUCAUCAACGAGGCCAACUUUAGGCGCCGAAUGAUUCAGUAUGACAAGGAAGGCAUCAAGCACUUCUAUUUCAUGUCAUUAAAUAAAGGUGAAUUCGUCGACGCUACCAAGAAAGGCAACUUGGCACGAUUUUGCAAUCACUCAUGUAACCCAAACUGUUACGUUGACAAAUGGGUGGUGGGUGAAAAACUACGAAUGGGAAUUUUCGCCGAACGUUACAUCCAGGCUGGAGAAGAACUUGUCUUUAAUUACAAUGUUGAUCGAUACGGCGCAGACCCUCAGCCCUGCUAUUGCGGCGAACCGAAUUGCUCCGGAUUUAUAGGUGGCAAGACGCAGACGGAGCGAGCGACGAAAUUGUCAAAUGCUACCAUAGAAGCCCUGGGUAUAGAAGACUCCGACGAUUGGGAUAUUGCAGUCGCCAAGAAACCUCGCAAGAAGAAGACAGGAGAACCUGAUGAGGAAUAUGUUGAUAGCGUUCAACCCAAGUCUUUGGAUGAGAAUGGCGUUACGAAGGUCAUGGCUGCCUUGAUGCAGUGCACUGAGAAAUGGAUUGCGGUUAAACUUUUGAGUCGUAUCCAACGAUGUGACGAUGAACGCGCUCUCAACCGCGUGGUCAAAAUGCACGGCUACCGGAUUCUCAACUCUCAGCUUGGAAUGUGGAAAGAUGAUAUCAAUGUGGUGCUCCAAGUGCUCGACGUGUUAUCAAAGCUCCCAGCCCUUACCCGAAACAAAAUCAUUGACUCUGGCAUUGAGACCACGGUGCAGCCGUUGACUGCUUUCGAAGAUGACCGUGUUGGCAAGCAAGCUUCUUCGCUUUUAGAAGUCUGGUCGAACCUAGAAGUCGGAUACCGCAUCCCUCGAAUGAAACGUGAUCCUGCGGCGUCCACGCCGCAGGUAGUCAGCCAGUUCGAGCGACGUGAGACGACAGGGAAUGAUAAUCUCAACCGAUCAAAGUCACGGUCACGAUCAAGAUCUCGCUCCAUCGAGCCUCCCCGUGGACCUGCUGCGCAGACCCGAGGUGGGUUUGGUGGGCGACCAAUUCCACAUAAUCGCGGGCCUCGAUUUUCACGACCACCGACACUGCCGCAAGGGUGGUUUGAAAGGUCUGAUGUGGAUGGAAGGUCAAUUUACUACACGGCCACUGGUCAUACUCAAUACGAGAAGCCCACGCAGCCAGCAUCGGAGAUUCCUGCCGUUGCUUCCUUAAAGAGAAAGCAUUUCCAGGAUAUCAUCGACACAAUCAUGGAGUCUCGUACGGAGACGCCUCGUGACCGCACCAGCACUCCGGGUACACCGCAGCCGCAAAAGGCAGACUCAAAGAAGGAAUCUUGGAGAUCUUAUCCAGAGGAGAAGCAAAAGAAGAUCUACGAGAACACGAUACAUCCUUAUGUCAAAUACGUGGUGGAUAAGUUCAGGAAGAAACUGCCCAAAGAGGAUUUGAAGCGAUAUGCUAAAGAGGUUGCCACGAAGUUGGUUGAUUCAGAUUUCAAACACAGCCGGGUGGAGGACAUCCUUCAAAUUUCCGAGAAACAACAGCAAAAGAUCAAGAAGUAUUGCAAGGAAUACUUCGAGAAAGCAGUAGCGAAACACAAAGCGCACGAGAAGAAGAAAGCAGAAAGAAACGGUCAUCACGACAGCAACUCGAGAGACAAGGAUCGUCUCAAUCAAUCCGCGUCUCAAACACCUCAGGGUCGAGGAGACUCAGAGUCGCCAAACGAGCGGAACGACGAUCUCAAUGCAUCCGAGGAUGGUGGCGACGAGUCCACAACCAAACGCAAAAGAGACACCAGCGAUGAAGAAGAGGUCCAAAACGGACAUGCAUCGCCUAUGAAGCGACGAAAGUCAUCAACACCACCGCCGCCGUCUCAACAUCAUCCUCGUGACGGUCUCGACGAUGAACUACAACGGUCAGGUCUUUCAGCAUCACAUCAGAGCAUUGGGGUUGUACAAUAG